This is a messenger RNA of Rotaria sp. Silwood1, 1035 nucleotides long. The record is from the annotation of a GenBank genome assembly. NCBI's taxonomy places the organism in Eukaryota, Metazoa, Rotifera, Eurotatoria, Philodinida, Philodinidae.
AUGGCAACUAUUAAUAUUACAAUAACAUUACCUGUUCAAGUUAUUGAACUUUUACUAAAUACGGUGAAUAUGUUUCGAGAUCAACAUAAUCCAUGCCCUAGAAAUGACUUUGCUCAUCAACAAUCAUCUCAACAUCGUCCACAAGCUACAGAGGAUACAGAAUUACAUGCACACAUGUCCCGAUCUCAAAAUAUUCCAAGAUCAACUGAAGAAUCAUUAUCAUCAAAUUCUCAAUCAUAUCAAGGCACAGAGAAACCAACUGAACGAUCAGAAUCAUCAUUUCAUCAACAACUAUCUCAGAGUACUACAACACCUAGAUCAUCAUCUCAAGAACAUCAAGCAACAGAUGAAAAUGCUACAUUACGUGCAGAAAUAUCUAAAUAUCGCGAACAAAAUGCAGAAUUGAUUCGACGUUUUCAAAAGUUGAACGAAGAAUUAAAAAGAAAAAAAAUUGAUUCAUUUGAAGCAUUGACUGAACAAGACAAAGAGAUGAAGAAAAUUUUCAUCGAAUUGGCUAAUCUGACUCAACCGAUGCCAAUGGAAGGUAAUAAUAUUGGCUUAUUUGGUUUGACAUCAACAGGCAAAUCCACAAUGCUUAAUUCUAUUCUUGGUCAAAAGCUUGCUGAAACUGGUGUCGGUGAAACAACAAAAAAUAUUGUAUCAUAUCCAAGUAGAAAUUUCACAAUUUGGGAUGUUCCUGGUCGUAAUGAUGAGAUGACCUAUAUGACUAUGGAGUAUAUUUCAUUUUUCAAAGGUCUUUCUAAACGUUUGAUUCUAAUUGAAGCAACAGUAAAAGAAAAUUCAAGUAUGAUGAAACUUUUGGAUGCCAUUGGAUUACAUUAUGCAAUUGUUUUCAAUAAAUUCGAUAAAGUCGAUCAUGAUGAACAACAAGAUAUUCGACAACAGAUUGAACGUGAAUAUAGAACACUUGGUUUGAAAGGAAUUGAUCAAGUCUUUUUUAUCAGUGGAAAAUUUUCAACCAUGUUUACUGAUUGGCAAUUAAUGCUUAAUUAUAUGCAAAAUUCUAGUUACUGA